AUGGUCGCGCCGAGGAAUACGGCGUUUGCCGAGGACAGCGCUGAGGUGGAAGUGUUGUAUGCAAACUUGGAGAAACUCAAGCUGCUCACAAAGAAGAUUCAAGGAUCACUUGUACGCCUCGAAACCGGCGGAAAUGUCGUGAAGCAUGCUAUCGGCCCCAUAUAUAGCAACACACAAUCGCUUCAGAUUACCAACAGCAAUAUCGACAGGGUAGUUGAAGCGAUUGAGCGACUGCGACAGCCUCUAGAUGCGAAGAACCGAGAAGAGGGCAUCAUUCGGGCCGGUCCACAGAUGGACGAUCUUUCACAGUACCUGGCGGCAAUGAGGCGCGUGGACAAUGCGUUAGUAGACCUCACGUCAACAAAUUUGAAAUCGAACCAGAAGGCCAUCAGCGAAUUCACAUCUCUCUUGGGCAUUGGUAAUUCAAAGUUGCAAGACCUGCUGCGGCUCAAACUAGGCGAGCAUGUCAGCCCUAUUGAGCCACUACACUACCUGACUAAGGACCUUCCGUUCCCUUCGAUCCCGAAGGACAAGAUAGCCGAAAUCGCGCCUAUCUGUGUUGCGAUAAGCUCAGCAGCAAUCCAUACCCCGCAUCGUGGUGAGGGUGGCAGCCCUGCCCUUAGGAUCUACGCCGAUGUUAGAGGACCAUAUAUUACAACGAGCACACAAAACCUGGCCAUUGCAUCCCUCAACACGUUGAAGCGAAGAGCAGCAGAUGAGUCGCCGUAUAAGCAAGGCACUAAUGGUAUUGGGAUCUAUUCCAACGCUUUGGAGAAUUUCAUAUACGCCGAAUGGGACGCCAUAAAUCAAAUCUUUACGGGAGACCACCGGGGCCUGGCUCUGCAAAUGACCUGCCGCUCCGCGCUUGCCGAAUACUCGAAGACUCUACGGGAGCUGAAUGAGUACAUUCGCUCGAACCUCCUCACGGACUGCUUCUUGGCGUUUGAAAUCAUUGACAUCGUCACAGCCAAGUCUUACAAUAUAGAACUAAAGACGGGUGAACUUAAGAGUCUAUUCCUAGAGGCUCUGAGGCCUGUCCGGGAAACGGCCAAAUCUUCUCUUGCAGAAAUUUUGGAGGAGACAAAGCGCAGUGCUUUGGCUAUUCCUAUGCUCCCGCCAAAUGGCGCUCCCACGCCUCUUGUGGACAAGGUUAUGCAUUCCCUCAUUGAGCUGACUGGUUACCAGAAGCCUCUGGCUUCUAUUUUGACUUCUUUGGGAGACGGAAAUUGGCGCUCAACAUCCGCUUCAAUGAACACUCCUUUGGAUGUCAAUCCAGACAGCGAUGCUCUGUUCUCCCAUUUCGUCCUUGAUGUGAUCGAGACUCUCCUGAUCGCUCUGGAAUCUCGGAGUCGGAACUUGCACCGAACAAAAGCUGUUCAGGGUGUUUUCCUCUCGAACGUUUUUUGUCUCGUGGACCGUGCUAUUCGAUCGAGCCCAGAGCUAGCGAAGCUUCUCGGUUCUCCAGACAGUAUUUCCAGGAUCGACACAUUCCGCAAGCGUGCAACAUCAACUUACCUAGAUGCCUGGAAGGAGACGUCGCAUUACCUGCUCGAUGUUCAAUACACGUCUGGCAGGGGCGGAAAUCGGCCUCAGUCGAGCGGCGUCGUCGAUUCUACCGCCAUCGUCAAGUCCUUGUCGUCCCGCGACAAAGAUGCUAUUAAGGACAAGUUCAAGUCGUUCAAUGCGAGCUUUGAUGAUCUCGUUGCACGUCAUAAGUCCUUCCAUAUGGAGCGAGAAGUACGAAAUGUGCUUGCUCGCGAAGUGCAGGCGGUGCUUGAGCCGCUAUACUCUCGAUUCUACGACCGUUAUCAUGAAAUUGAUAAAGGCCGCGGUAAAUACACCAAGUAUGACAAGGGCAGCCUGGCUGCACAGCUCGCAGCCCUGCAGUAA
Molecule: messenger RNA, 1890 nt
Organism: Aspergillus mulundensis
Lineage: Eukaryota; Fungi; Ascomycota; Eurotiomycetes; Eurotiales; Aspergillaceae
Product: EXO70 family protein
Exons: 3
Coding region: 1-1890 (629 amino acids)
Biological process (GO): exocytosis
Cellular component (GO): exocyst
Molecular function (GO): phosphatidylinositol-4,5-bisphosphate binding
Source: RefSeq, a predicted model, not a curated record